Hyaena hyaena (striped hyena) is the source of this 4388-nucleotide messenger RNA. It is a transcript of the gene FBXL7, whose product is annotated as F-box and leucine rich repeat protein 7. The coding region runs from base 244 to 1719 and encodes 491 amino acids. NCBI's taxonomy places the organism in Eukaryota, Metazoa, Chordata, Mammalia, Carnivora, Hyaenidae. Gene Ontology annotation, molecular function: protein binding. The record is from RefSeq and is a predicted model, not a curated record. Gene Ontology annotation, biological process: SCF-dependent proteasomal ubiquitin-dependent protein catabolic process. Gene Ontology annotation, cellular component: SCF ubiquitin ligase complex. The transcript is spliced from 4 exons.
CGCGGGUUCUAAGAGCGGCGGCUGCCCCCGGCCCCACCCCGGAGCCGUCGGGGGUGCCGGGCGGGGACGGAGCGCCCCCUCCCCCCGGAGUGCAGGGGCCGCCCGCGGCCGCAGCCUGGCCCCGGAGCGCGGGGGAUGCGCGGCUAACGGCCCCGUCGGGCGGGCUUUCCUCGGGCGGAGCGCGCAGGCGGUGCGCCCCAGCGAUGCAGUGUCCGGGGAGACGGCGGGCAUGACGGCGGCAGGAUGGGCGCGAACAAUGGCAAACAGUACGGCAGUGAGGGCAAAGGCAGCUCAAGCAUCUCAUCCGACGUGAGUUCAAGUACAGAUCACACGCCGACCCAAGCCCAGAAGAAUGUGGCUACCAGUGAAGACUCCGACCUGAGCAUGCGCACACUGAGCACGCCCAGCCCAGCCCUGAUAUGUCCGCCGAACCUGCCCGGAUUUCAGAAUGGAAGGGGCUCGUCCACCUCCUCGUCGUCCAUCACCGGGGAGACGGUGGCCAUGGUGCACUCCCCGCCCCCGACCCGCCUCACCCACCCGCUCAUCCGGCUCGCCUCCAGACCCCAGAAGGAGCAGGCCAGCAUCGAGCGGCUCCCGGACCAGUGCAUGGUGCAGAUCUUCUCCUUCCUGCCCACCAACCAGCUGUGCCGCUGCGCGCGCGUGUGCCGCCGCUGGUACAACCUGGCCUGGGACCCGCGGCUCUGGAGGACUAUCCGCCUGACGGGCGAGACCAUCAACGUGGACCGCGCGCUCAAGGUGCUGACCCGCAGGCUGUGUCAGGACACACCCAACGUCUGUCUCAUGCUGGAAACCGUAACUGUCAGUGGCUGCAGGCGGCUCACGGACCGAGGGCUUUACACCAUCGCCCAGUGCUGCCCGGAGCUGAGGCGCCUGGAGGUCUCGGGCUGUUACAAUAUCUCCAACGAGGCGGUCUUCGACGUGGUGUCCCUGUGCCCCAACCUCGAGCACCUGGAUGUGUCAGGGUGCUCCAAAGUGACCUGCAUCAGCUUGACCCGGGAGGCCUCCAUUAAACUGUCCCCCUUGCAUGGCAAACAGAUCUCCAUCCGCUACCUGGACAUGACGGACUGCUUCGUGCUCGAGGACGAGGGCCUGCACACCAUCGCCGCGCACUGCACGCAGCUCACGCACCUGUACCUGCGCCGCUGCGUGCGCCUCACCGACGAGGGCCUGCGCUACCUGAUGAUCUACUGCGCCUCCAUCAAGGAGCUGAGCGUCAGCGACUGCCGCUUCGUCAGCGACUUCGGCCUGCGCGAGAUCGCCAAGCUGGAGGCGCGCCUGCGGUACCUGAGCAUCGCGCACUGCGGCCGCGUCACCGACGUGGGCAUCCGCUACGUGGCCAAGUACUGCGGCAAGCUGCGCUACCUCAACGCGCGGGGCUGCGAGGGCAUCACGGACCACGGCGUGGAGUACCUGGCCAAGAACUGCGCCAAGCUCAAGUCCCUGGACAUCGGCAAGUGCCCGCUGGUGUCCGACACGGGCCUCGAGUGCCUGGCCCUGAACUGCUUCAACCUCAAGCGGCUCAGCCUCAAGUCCUGCGAGAGCAUCACGGGCCAGGGCCUGCAGAUCGUGGCGGCCAACUGCUUCGACCUGCAGAUGCUCAACGUGCAGGACUGCGAGGUGUCCGUGGAGGCGCUGCGCUUCGUGAAGCGCCACUGCAAGCGCUGCGUCAUCGAGCACAGCAACCCCGCCUUCUUCUGAGCGCGCGCCGCGCGCGGACCCCGCGGACCGUGUUCCGAGAAGCAGCGGAUGUCGCUCGCGACAGCCCUUCCCGGAAGGUCCUUGGGAACCCGGCUUUUCUUUCUCCCCAGGUCUCGUGGGCCAGCGAGGGGGUCAAGGAAAGGAAGGGGGAGCCGGGCUGGGGGAGGGGGGCGAAGUUCUGUUACAGCGAACUGGUCAUGUGGUCGGGUCAUUCGUAGGCAGCGUCUCGUUCCCGCCCCCCCCCCGCCCCCCCAGAGGUGCGCCUCGGAAAGGUGGCGGCGGUGUGUUUGAGGACGCCUCUUUCUCGGUCUCUCUGCCCCUGGCCACAUCCCAGGUUUCUACGCACACGCCCCGUGCUCCCGCCCCCGCCCCCACCCCGCCCUAGCCAGCAGCAACCGCAGAUCAUCAGAAGAGUGAUGCUCUCCAGACCUCCUCCCCCUGAAACUGCUUGACUGGCCUAAGGCCGACCCGUCCAUCCCACACCCGAGCAAAUUCUUGUUCAAUAAAUGUCAUAGCACCUGGUAUAUACAAAGUGCUAACAACCCUUGUUUUAAAGAAUCACUUGUCCAGGCAGCUGUGUGCAGGGCGGGGGAGGGGGGGGAGACUGCAUUCUUCCCCGAGCACAGUCACUAAAGAGCUGUGUGACUUUGGGCAAGCCGCUUGGCCUCUCUGGGCUUCAGCUUCCAGCACUGAAUCAGAGGCCACCCCAGCCCCAGGAUCCGCUUCAUACCCAUUUUAGAACUGAGAGAACACAGAUGUCAAAAGGCAGGGGCACCUUGGCAGAGAUCAUAGGAGGCUUCCCCCUCUUCCAAAGGGGUCGGUUUGCAGAAUGCUUUCAGGAGAUUCGGCAGUGCCAGCAGGAAUGUCCUAUAUGUCCUUCGCUCCCAUCUGAAUGUCACUUGAACCCGGUUUAUUUUGAUGGGAGAGUCGCUUGGGCACCUUCCCUGCCCCGCUAGGAGGACAGUUUCUGUGAGGAGUGCUCCCCACAGCCGUGCCCCCCACACCACCUUAUGGAGGCAGUGGGAUUCCAACUUACAGCACAGCCCACAUCCCCAAUCAAGCUGAUCUUGCUGAGUGUUUCCAAAGCGGAGGAAGGACCCUCACGAGUUUUAAUUAAAACAGUGAGGCGCAAGAGAACAUGUGUCUUCUAGGGAUUUUCCGCUCCCUCUCGGUGCACCUGCGGCUCGCAUCAGGCAGGUCUGCCCCGAAGCCAGCAGGGACAGGCAUGUGCUUCUCUCUCGUUCAGAUCACAUUUCUACUUUUCUCAUCUAUUUAUUUCUUUGUGCGUCCAGACAUCAUCACAUGAAGCCUGUUGGGGUGAAGUCAUAAGUGUUUAACUGUGCAGAUUGUCACGUCCUGUGCCUUCCCCCGUGGCUAUCCAAAUGUUCUCUGCCCAAGAAUGCACAGCAGACGUUCAGGUGUUUAAAUACCGUUCAGUCAAAAAUGUCAGGUAAGUGGAAGAAGGAACACAUUGAUCCGACUUGGGCGCUGGUCCAUCAACCAGGCCCUUGGAACAGAACCUGAUAAUUAUUGCCAAGAAUGAAAUUUGAAUGGCCCAAAUUUAAAUUUGGAUGGAAAUCCAUUUGCUCGCCUCAUGUGUGUGAAGUCAGGAUGCCAGAAGAAAGUCCGCUGCUCAUUUUCAUGACAUGUAGCUGCCUUUUGUUAAUCAACACAGGACUUUUCCCAGAUUAUUCUCUAGCCACACCUCUCCUUCAGGGCCAUUCAAAUACUUCUCCAUUUCUGUCUCAAAGGCUCCACCACCCCAGCCCAGAACCUCUGCAUCUCCAAGCCAAGUAUGUAGAAUUUGUUUCCCAUCAAGCUCACACACAACUCAACAGCUGUACUCCCAUUGCAGACUCCCCGUGUUUCUUUGUCUUCUCUUGGGAAGGAGAAGAUAGAAUGAGGUGGCCUCUGCCCAGGAGGUUUCUUUCAUGCAUCAUAUGACAUGACCUCCUCUCCAGUCAACAUCCUCCACAACUUAGUGUGCAAUCAAGACUAUGUGCCAUGGGGGGACGGGGCGGGGGGAGGGAAUGAAUUGCUUGGCUGGAAAUAGUAUCCAGUGAUAGUACAGAGUUUAGAGCCAUGAAUGAGGUGGAAGGUAGCAUUCCCAUGAACCGUGACUUGUGACCCUGUCUAAAAUUUCAGAAUUUGAGAGUCAGCAAAGGCUUGUCCCUAACCUUUGGCAUUAGGGUCUUCCAAGUGGUAUUUUAAUACUCUGAGAAUAAGAAGGAAGAUCCAAAAUGGCUCCCUGAACCAGAGAACAGGUGCCCUAUGACAAAUAUCUUUAUCACCCUCACCUGACCACAUCACCUAAACUGUCUUCCAAACAUGAGUCAAAGCUGACUUGCACACUCAUUGCCCAGCACGUGCUGUCUUUCCCGGUCUCUCCUUGUCCCCCGUCUUCUCUUCAUCCACUUUGUCUCCACUGGGGGUGUGAAUCUAUGGCAGAGGUCACUGGGGAAAUAGCUCAGCAGAUUUUUUAGAGACCAAGCACCAGGCCUCGCUAAGAAAUCUAUCUGUUUUAAAACAUCGCUUCCUUCCUGCCUCUGCGAAAUUGAAUGCUCAUUGUUUUGUUUUUUUUUUAUUUCUAAUGUUCAAUCACUGCGUGCUGUAUGAAUCUAGAAAGCCUUAAUUUACUACCACCAAGAAAUAAAGCAAUAUGUUGGUAA